AUGGACUUCCUGCUCAUCGUCUACACCAUCGGAGCCCUCGUCGCGCUCGCCCUGUAUAAGCUCGCAUCGUUUAUGUGGAGCAGAAUCGCAUCACCUCUCCGACACCUCCCUGGUCCCCCAAAUGACAGCUUGCUUAGGGGAAAUGUGGAAGUGCUACAGAAGGAAGAGGAAUCAGUGCCUCAGGACCGAUGGGCUCAGCAGUACGGACACACGAUCGCCUACCGUGGACUCUUUAGCACGAGGCGCCUCUGGACGGUGGACACCCGUGCGCUGAACCAUAUCAUGACGCACCAUACCAUCUACCAGCGUCCGCUGCCCACCAGGUAUAGACUGUCAGGCGUUGUUGGUCCUGGCGUACUCGUGACCGAAGGCAAACAGCAUAAACAACAGCGCCGCAUCCGCAAUCUGACCGAGAUCUUUACGGGAAAGUCGAAUCAGUUGCGGGACUGCUGGCUGGAGAAGAUAUCCAAGAACGGCGGCGCAUCCGCGCAGGUCGAUGCGCUCUCGUGGCUCGGCCAAGCGACGCUGGAUAUCAUCGGCCGUGCGGGCUUCGGGUACGAAUUCGACGCGCUUAACCCGACGGGAGAGAUCAACGAGCUGAGUGAGGCGUUCUUGAAGCUCUUCGCGACACCCCCACGAAGUCGGCGUUUGUUCUCGUUCCUGCAGUUAAACAUCCCGCUGCUGCGGCUCAUCAAAACGGAGGAAAACCAUAAGGCUGAACAGGCACAGGCGACCAUGCGCCGUAUUGGCAUGCAGCUCAUCCGAGAGAAGAAGGCGGCGAUCAUGGCAGAGACUCUCGAGAAGGGCCGGGAAGUCGAAUGCAAGGACAUGAAGGAGCGCGACUUGCUGACGCUCCUCAUCCGCACAAACAUGUCGACGGACAUCCCCGAGGACCAGCGGUUGACCGAUGACGAGGUCCUUGCGCAGGUCCCGACAUUCAUUGUCGCUGGCCACGAGACGACGAGCAUGGCGGUGACCUGGGCGCUGUUCUCGCUUUCACAGCAGCCCGAUAUGCAACGCAAACUGCGCGAAGAGCUGCUGCAGGUGGCCACGGACAGCCUGACGAUGGACAAGUUGAAUGCACUGCCGUACCUGGACGCAGUCGUGCGUGAGACGCUGCGGCACCACUCGCCAGUGCCGGCGACGACACGCGAAGCAUUCGAGGACGAUAUCAUCCCAGUGGACACGCCGUACACGGACAGGUACGGCAGGACGCGCGAGUACAUCGAGGUCAAGAAGGGUGACCUCGUCUUCCUGCCCAUCCUCGCGCUCAACCGGCGCAAGGAGAUCUGGGGCGAGGACGCACACGAAUUCAAGCCUGAGCGAUGGGAACAUAUUCCCAAAGCGGUGGCAAGUGUGCCUGGUGUGUGGGGCAACCAGCUCACAUUCAUUGGCGGCCCGCGGGCGUGCAUUGGUUACCGGUUUUCUCUUGUCGAGACCAAGGCGCUGCUCUUCGCGCUUGUACGCGCCUUCUAG
This is a messenger RNA of Phanerochaete carnosa HHB-10118-sp, 1476 nucleotides long. RefSeq lists its product as uncharacterized. The record is from RefSeq and is a predicted model, not a curated record. The transcript has 9 exons. Gene Ontology annotation, molecular function: iron ion binding; oxidoreductase activity, acting on paired donors, with incorporation or reduction of molecular oxygen; monooxygenase activity. Lineage: Eukaryota; Fungi; Basidiomycota; Agaricomycetes; Polyporales; Phanerochaetaceae. The coding region runs from base 1 to 1476 and encodes 491 amino acids.